AUGAACGGAGAGGCCUCAUCCUCGAGCGCAGCUGAGCUCAAGAUCCACUUCAUCAUUGUUGGAGGAGGAAUCGCUGGCCUCUCGGCCGCUCUCGCUCUUACGCGCGUCGGGCAUCGCGUGACGCUCCUCGAGAAGGGCGAUAGCAAAUCCAACAGGGGCCCUGGCGGUCUUCACUUGGCGCCCAAUGGCACGAAGGUCCUCUUCCACUGGGGUUUGAAGGACAGCUUGAAAGCAGCUGGCCUGACGUCGCAUCCUCUGCUCUUCUCACAGUAUCACACCGGACAACUGCUUGGUAUACAACUCUGGGAUGACGAGCUGCUAAGAGAAACGCGGGGAGAGUUCUUGCUCAUGACGCACGGUAAUCUUUGUGAGAUCCUCCAUGAUGCUGCGGUAUCACAAGGCGCGGAGAUCCGAUACAAUGCGAAGGUGGUGGACAUUGAGCCUGAAGAUGGCGCGGUGAAGCUGGCUUCCGGGGAGAUCCUGCAAGCAGACAUCAUCAUCGGCGCUGAUGGCGAGCGGGGACUCUGCAGGCGUCUCGUAUUGGGGCGUGAGGAGCGUAUCGAGCCUUCGGGAUUAGGAUUGUUCGAUCUGCAAUUUGGCUCCCAGACAGCGACGCAAGAGAUGGCCCAAGAGGAAAAGCGUCUCCUAGAAAAAGUGCAGGGGAACCCUGUCUACGUGGCCAUGGGCAAUAGCGCUGGUGCAACCGGAUACCCGAUUCACCAAGGCCGCGAGAUUGCUUUCCAUUUCUUUUUCAGGGCAGAGUUCCCGCUCGACGGCGGCUGGGAUGACCCACCAACGGCGAAGCCGGAGCUCCUACGCCGACUGCCCGCCGAAAUGGACCCCAACCUGUAUCACUGCGCGCAUGGUGCACAGCAAGUCACACGUGUGGCCCUCAACAAGUACGAGGAGCUUGAUGAUUGGGUGCACGAGAGUGGUCGGCUACUUGUCAUCGGACAGGCAGCGCAUCCCAUUCCGCAUUGUGGUAUUCAAGUCGCCUCGGUUGCGAUCGAAGACGCUGCGGUCCUUGGGAAGCUGUAUCACCACUUGACCAUCCCAGAACAAGCACAAGACUUCCUCUAUGCGUUCCAAGACCUCCGGAAGCAGCGCUGCGCGGAGGCGCUCGACGGCGAAGUAUCUAUGAUCACCUUCAUCACCACGCCGGACGGCCCUGAGCAAGACGCGCGAAACGCCAAUAUGCGUGCCAAGUACCGCGCUGGCAAAAACGUCCUCGAGGGCGACACUUCGGACGGCGGUGAGGGCGAGCAAUGGGUGCAGAUCCGCACGAUCUUUGGCUACGAUUGCGAGGACGAGGCCGACAACUGGUGGGUCCAGUGGGGCCUCCUGCGCGCACGCGCGAACAGCGACGGCCAGAAUCGCCAGUCGCAGAUGGGCGUGUUCAGCUGGAGCGAUAUGACCGUCCUGUCCGUGGACGAAAGCACGUCAUGA
Messenger RNA from Rhodofomes roseus, 1446 nucleotides. RefSeq names its product FAD/NAD-P-binding domain-containing protein. The transcript has 11 exons. Gene Ontology annotation, molecular function: monooxygenase activity; FAD binding. The record is from RefSeq and is a predicted model, not a curated record. Bases 1 to 1446 code for a protein of 481 amino acids. Lineage: Eukaryota; Fungi; Basidiomycota; Agaricomycetes; Polyporales; Fomitopsidaceae.